Molecule: messenger RNA, 789 nt
Organism: Argentina anserina (silverweed cinquefoil)
Lineage: Eukaryota; Viridiplantae; Streptophyta; Magnoliopsida; Rosales; Rosaceae
Exons: 1
Coding region: 1-789 (262 amino acids)
Source: RefSeq, a predicted model, not a curated record
AUGGCUGCCGACGAAGUACCUCUGCUCAACCUCUUUGAUUCCUUCUGGUUUCAACACGCAGUUUUCAGCUCCAAACCGCAUGCAGCAGCAGAAGGCAACCCAAGUCUCCAGCUGGACCAAGAAGAUCAGAUAUCGAUACUCCAAGAACCAAACCCUUCAGGGUUACCAACCCUAAUCGUCAGGUCACUAAGUGACCAAAUCCUCGAUAUCAAUCAAAGCCUUUUCUCCGACUCGAGCGUCUCUCCGCACUCGGUUCUCCCAACUCGGUCACCAAAGCUUCAGGCAAUCCCUUCCGGCAAAGAAGUCCUUACAGACUUCUCCAGAGAGAGUGUCCCUGUGAAACAAGAACUCGAGGUUGGCUCAGCUCCAUUGAAGAAAAGGGUGUUGCACAGUGAAAGAGCAAAAAGAAGGAAGAGUUCAGGUAGCAGCAAGAGCUUGUCAGACCUGGAGUUCGACGAGCUGAAAGGGUUCAUGGAUCUGGGGUUUGUGUUCACGGAGGAAGACAACAAGGACUCCAAUCUUGUUGCAAUAAUUCCCGGCUUGCAAAGACAUGGAGUCAGUGAGGAAGUUGGGAAAGAAGAUAGAGAUGAAGAGAAGAGUAUAUCUGAUGGAAGUCAUCAUCAUUCACACGUUGUUUCGAGGCCUUACCUGUCUGAAGCUUGGGAAGCUUUGGAAUAUCAAAGAAAAGAGAACCAAUUGAUCAACUGGAGAGUUCCAUCUGCUUUAGAUAAAGACAUGAAGCAUCAUCUUAAGUUCUGGGCUCAUACAGUUGCAUCAACAGUAAGAUAG